UGCCGCCGAGGGACGGCUGCGGCUCUGAGCGGGGCCGUGGGCCGCUGACUGGGGAAGGGCGGUGCCGCCAGACGGGAAGCGGCUGUUUGGGGCGGACGGCAGCGCCGCUCUGCUUGGCCCGCGGCAGGAACGGGGCUGCGGCCUGACGCUCCCUUCCCCAGCUGCGCUCCCAGCCUGGCCCCUUCCUUCCCCUCCACCCAGCCGGCGGCACUGCGGAAAGCGGCGUGGGGAACCUGCGGGUCCCUCGCCAGGAAGCGAGUGGGGCUGUUGGCCGCUCACGUCCAGGCGUGCUCCCACAGCUGAGCCCUGAUCCUGACUGCCCCCGCAUCUGAGCCUCUUUGAGCCUCUCCUGCUGAGUCAGGCAAAUGCAGGGAAACUCGCUGCCCCUUUAGCCUUCCCUGUCAUUGGCUUGAGAGUGAGUAGAAAGUGCUGGGGUGGGCUCAGGUACGGUGAUACGCCCCCAGCGCAGUCCCAGCCCGGCCGCAGCCGGUGGGAAGAUGCUCCUCCGAGCACAGCCACAGCUCCUCUGCUGACAGCUCCUGCUCUCACCACUGGCAGAGCCUGGAGAAUGGGUUGCACCCCGCUCAGGUGGCAGCGCAGCCCCUGCAGCCUCGCUGCCCAUGCUGGGUUGAUGGCGAGCCCCAGGGUGCAAUGGGGGAAGCUGUGGGUGAGUCAAAGCAGAGCAGGCAGGCACCCGGGCUGCUUCUGGGGCCGUGUGCCAUGGAGCAAGGCCGGCAGCAGGGCUUGGGACAUCUGCAUCCCAGCCCAGAAUAUGGGGAAAUGUGUCCCCCACUGACAGGCUGAGUCCCCUUCACAGCACCGCAGCCAAGGGCUGGGGGGAGCUUGCAGAAUGGGGCUGGGGAGCAGUGGGUGCUGGCAGACUGCCCCAGCUGUGCAAGGAGUGGCCGCUGAGAUCACCGGGUGUCACUCUGGCAGAGGCUCCCGCUGCCGGCUGCGGGCUCCAGGGGUGUGACAACAAAGCAGGAUGGAGCUGUGACCCCGUGCCAUGGCCUCAGGGGUUCCCAUUACUGCCGAAGGGCUUUCAAGUGCCAGGAGCACGUCGGCUGCCACACAGCCUGCACAUAGCGUGUGGAAUAUGUUGCAGCAGGAAUGUGCAGCACAGCAAUAGAAUACUUCCAAAGCAGGGAGGGUCCCCGUGAACUGCAAUUCUCUGCUGUGUGAUUUGUGCUCUGUGGGUCCCAUGAGUGGAUUUUAAAGGGAAAGCUCUGGGCUGGAGCUUAGCCUCUGGCAAGCAUUGAGAUGAGCUCGCGUGGCCUAAGCUCCAUCCGCGGGUGGGGACUCUGCAGAGCCAGCACCGCGCUGCCCCGAGGUGGGAGCUGAGGUGGCAUGGGGUGAAGAGGAGCGCUGCAGCCGAAGUCCCCUGCCCCAUCCUCACCUCCUGUCUGCUUGAGGCUCACACCCACUGCAGUACCACUGCUGUCCCUUUCAACCCCACCCGUGCCCCUGGGGCAGGUGCCCUACAGUGCCAUGAGCACAGGGUUGGGGCUGUAACGCCCCCGAGCCUCCAGCAGUACCCCUCCCGGGACGUCCUGCUCCACUGUCCACUCCCCCCCGCUGCCGGGCUGCCUGCCCUCCACGCAGGAGACGAGGGAUUUCACAACCCAGCCCAGACAGGAUUAAAGAGAAAUACACAAGUAAACAAACAGCGGCCUUGUGAAGCGGCUGUGCUGCGGGAGCCCCUCUGCUGCCCGGGUUCAAACUGCCCCUGUCAGAGGAAAGGAGUUGCUUCCUGUUAUUUCCAUUGAAAUCCUUGUCCCGGUCGCUAGCCCACAGGCUCCGGCAGGAUGGCACCGUGUGCGCAGAUGGGCUCUGGCCGCCUCUCCCGAGGGCUCCUGCUGCUCUGCGCGCUGCUGGGCCAUGAGUUUUGCCAUGUGGGUGCCACAGUGGAGGACUUUGGGCAGGAGGCAAGAACAAGCCCACCGGGGCCCAUGUACAACAUUACGGAUGAGCUGGUGGAGGAGAUAUACACCAACUUGACACAUCGUUGCUGGGAGUCCUUCGUGCAGGUGAUGCAGAACGUGACUGGCGCACAGCUGUGCGAGUGGAAGGUCAUCAGCAGGCCCUACAGCUCGCUGCAGCAGUGCCUGGAGGACUGGGCUGACAACCUGAAAUACAGUUACCCCAAUGCCUUGGCUGAGAGCUACAUCUUCCAGAGCCACCACCGCUACUUCCAGAACUGCUCGGCCGGCAGCCAGGCCUACUUCGACCCCCCCGAGGACGUGCUGCUGGCCAUGAUCAUCGCCCCCAUCUGCCUCAUCCCCUUCCUCGUCACCCUGGUCAUCUGGCGCAGCAAGGACGGCAAGGCGCAGCCGUAGGUGCUGCCAUGCAGGCACAGCCCCGGCGCUCGUUGCCCCGGUGCGGGGCUGCGCUGGGCGGAGAAUCCCCCGAGGGUUCACCUUCCCCGGGCACUGGGCAGUAAAGGUUUAUUCUCCCCA
Phasianus colchicus (ring-necked pheasant) is the source of this 2456-nucleotide messenger RNA. It is a transcript of the gene RAMP2, whose product is annotated as receptor activity modifying protein 2. Lineage: Eukaryota; Metazoa; Chordata; Aves; Galliformes; Phasianidae. Gene Ontology annotation, biological process: intracellular protein transport; angiogenesis; calcium ion transport. The record is from RefSeq and is a predicted model, not a curated record. Gene Ontology annotation, cellular component: cell surface; membrane; signaling receptor complex. Gene Ontology annotation, molecular function: coreceptor activity.